This is a messenger RNA of Trichobilharzia regenti, 2709 nucleotides long. The record is from the annotation of a GenBank genome assembly. Lineage: Eukaryota; Metazoa; Platyhelminthes; Trematoda; Strigeidida; Schistosomatidae.
CGCAGAUAUACAUAAUUUCGCCCAUUAAAACUUUGUAAAGUGGAAUAUAUGUGCUUUAGUACGCGGGCACUCAAACUUCGAACUUCAUGGUUCACAUUUCGGCGCUGCACACGAUUGUCACGCCGUUGUGGACAAGGUGUCUGUAUUUAAGGACUUCAACGGGAUAAUCUUGUAGUAUCGUUUCAUGGCGUGUGUUGUUGUCCAUGCGGGUGCAGGAUACCAUUCAAAAUCUAAUGAGAAGAAGUAUAAUAGAUUAUGUUCUGAAGCUUGUUUAAUUGCCUCCGAGCUUCUGACUGUUGAACGUAAGCAUGCUGUGGAUGCUGUAGAGGCUGCUGUUGCCUACUUAGAAGACUGCCCACUGACCAAUGCAGGAAUCGGCAGUAAUCUAACUAUAAACGGGUUUGUUGAAUGUGAUGCAGGAAUAAUGAGUGCUUCUGCGCGUCGGUUUGCUGGAGUUGGAGCCGUUCGAGAUAUACGAAAUCCUGUGAAAGUGGCACGACUUCUUCUGCAAUCACAGAUCGAUUGCCCUUUGGGUGAACUUGGACGUGUCCCGCCAUCUGUACUUGUUGGUGAUGGGGCUCACCUCUGGGCAGCUUCAAAAGGAUAUUCUAUUGAUAACUGUAAUCUCACCACAAAGGCUUCACAAUUAUCGUGGGAGAAGUACAGAAGUUGGCUAGGCAUCGGUGAACCAACAGAUGAGAAUACGGAAUCCACCCAUUCUAUGUCGGAAUAUAGCUAUUUGUGUGAAUCCAAGAGAUCUCGCUUUGACACCGUGGGUGCUGUAUGUGUUGACUUAGAAGGGAAUAUUGCUUCUGCGGUGUCUAGUGGUGGCAUUGCAAUGAAAUAUGAAGGCCGUGUCGGCCAGACAUGCAUAUACGGAUGUGGUUGCUGGGCCGAAGAACUCAGCCCGUCUUCUGGAGUUGGUGUUGUCACUUCUGGUACCGGUGAGCAGUUAGUAAGAACCCAGCUUGCUCAGCGUUCUGCCGAACGAUUCACUGGUUCGUCAAUCUGUGUUCCAGAUGCAGUUCAGUCAUCUCUCAUUGAUGGGUUUCUAAACUCGAAAUUUCUUUCAUCGGAUGCUGAGAAGUCUGCUGGGAUAGCUGGAGUGUAUUCCAAUUUUGAAUGUGGGAAUCGUCCGGUUAUGGAGGUAUUUUUUGCACAUUCAACAAAGUCGAUGAGCGUUGGCCAUUACUUACCCAGUAUUAUGACAAAACCAUCUGUUCGAGUUACGCGGAAACAACCUGAUAAACCCAUAUACUUGGAGGUUUCAUCAUAUUGCUUACAAGAGAUUGGGUGAUGAUUCUGUUUUCCGGUGUCCUACCUUCAGCGGUUGGCAUGCACUGAUCCGAAGUGUUUUGGGGUUGUUGUUUUGAUGUUAGUUAACUCCUGAUUUGCAAUCUCAGGUAAGAAGAUUCGUGCCCCACAUUCUAUUUACAGUUUAUUUUCUCAUGUUAAUUAAAUUUACAUGGAAUUGUCAGUUUGCUAAGUUGUUCUGUUGUUUUCGUUAUUUUCAGUUAUAACUUGAAUUUACGAUUAUCUUCAGGAGGUCGUUUUACAUUCUAAUUUUUGGUGUACGUUAUCACAGACAGAACACGACACAGUAGAACGUUCCCAUUAGUUAUCAUUUCUCCAAGUAUAGAAGAAUAAGAGUUGUGUAAUGCUGGAUGCAGAAUUCUUGUUUGUGACUGGAUUUUGGUGUAAUGUACGUUGUGUAUGGGAAAUAUUCGCGGUGAAUACUGUAUCCCGCAGUAUGUUUUUUCAAAGUGUCGAUUGAGUCAGUUCAUGCUACUCUGCGUACUUUUCUCUGGUGCAUAAUAAUUGAAUUUUACUAGCAAAUUGAGAUGUAGAAUUUAAUGUUGUGACGGUCGUCCUCUACCUCACGGAAGGUUGUUUGUAAAUGUCUUUGCAGUUGUGUGGACUUAAUUUGUACAGUAGUUCUAUGUCAUCUUUAUUAUCACUAUCAUCUUUCAAUAACGUAUCUGUUUGGAUUUUUGGAAACUGCUUUGUAAGUGCAUGUGUAGUGUGACCAUUGAGCUAAAUGACAUUACCUCAGGGUAAACUCCAUUCAAUGCUAGAAAUUAAAGGUGAUUUGUAGGGAGGUUCUGGUCACACUCCUUUGCUUGUUACCACUCAAUAUAUCUAGGUUUAUUAUCCGGGAUUUUGAGGAGAGUGUCGGAUGUAUGUCGAGUUCCGAGGAUAAAACAUCAAACCACUCAUCCAACAGUACAGGAGUUGAGAGUGAUGUGCGUGUUAUAACAACGAGUUAGUAACCAGCUAACAUAAUCGUCAGACUGUAUGUACUGAUCGAUUUUGGUUGGUUGGAUAUGCGUAUUAGCAUACUUCUUUUAGACCAAUUUCCCUAUUGUUGAGAUGUCAUUAGACACACUGAGUAAUAUAACUGAAUGCAUAACCUUUUUUCUCUCAUAUAUGCAUUGGUGAUCUUCCAGGUGUUAUUUAAUACAAACUUUUCUCUUUUCAUUAUAAUAGCAUACAAUUAACAGCACCUAAGGAAGACAGCGUAGCGUCUGUUGAAGAAAACUAAAUCCUAUCCCGGUUUUCAAAGAUCUUAACUUGAACGUCGUGUAACAUUUGCGUAUAAACUAUUCGGACAUUCUCAUCAUUUGUGAUGUUGUAGAUUGACUUUUCGAACCCUUUUUGUGUCGUUGUUUUUGUAUAUAAUUUUCUCACACAUAAAGCUUUGGUGUAUUC